Molecule: messenger RNA, 294 nt
Organism: Phytophthora nicotianae INRA-310
Lineage: Eukaryota; Oomycota; Peronosporomycetes; Peronosporales; Peronosporaceae
Exons: 1
Coding region: 1-294 (97 amino acids)
Source: RefSeq, a predicted model, not a curated record
AUGGUGAUCCAUCACUCGACAACAUCUCUACUACAACGUGCGGUUCACGACAUCAACGAACAACUCGAACAUGAAGAUUUCAGCACACGGGCAGUCGAUGACGAGACGACAAGAGCGCUUGUACUUGCAACAAUGACAGACAAUAAUGGAGGAACGUCAAAGACGACUCGAAAACGACAACGAAUUGCAACGAACGACGAGAACGAUAAGAGCUUUGCACUGGUGGAACUCCUGAGACGAAGACGACAAACAAAGCUGGACAGUACAUACUGGAGCACGAGCGGCGACCUCUAA